Messenger RNA from Columba livia (rock pigeon), 2663 nucleotides. RefSeq names its product stabilizer of axonemal microtubules 2 (gene SAXO2). The record is from RefSeq and is a predicted model, not a curated record. Gene Ontology annotation, cellular component: centriole; cytoskeleton; axonemal microtubule. Gene Ontology annotation, molecular function: microtubule binding. Bases 110 to 1516 code for a protein of 468 amino acids. Lineage: Eukaryota; Metazoa; Chordata; Aves; Columbiformes; Columbidae. The transcript has 4 exons.
CCGACGGAAGCCGGCGGAGGCCGCGCAACCACGAGGACGCCGCCGUUGCCACGCGACGGAGCGCUUCCGUAGUUACCUCAGCGGAGCGGCGCGGGCGGGCGCAGGGAGCAUGAAAGCGGCUCGGUGUCUGUGCGAGAUCUGCACCUGCGGGCGCCAUCGCUGCCCUCAUAAACCCACAAGGAUUUAUGAUAAUGGACAACAGCCGUGCCUCACAACAGAGUAUGUGGAAAAAUAUCCCAAGUAUAGCAACAUCUCUCCUCCCCAGAGCCUCAAGCCGAAACAAGAGUACCAAGUUCAUCGUGGGAGAAUGGAAGGAAUUACAACAUUUAAAUCUGAUUAUUUACCAUAUGAUAUUGUGAAGCGACCUUUUCGGGUACAAGAAGAAUAUAAACCAAAGACGGGAGAGAUAGAACUGGGAACCACAUACCAGAAAGAUUAUAAUGCUCAUAAAAUACAACCAGUGACAUUAGUAAGACCUCUAGAGAGAAAACACACUACUGGAGGAAAAUUGGAUACCAUACCAACCUAUCAAGAUGACUAUAGGUCAUGGGAAGUUCAAAGAAGGGAACCUAGUAAGGUGGAGCAUAUAUACCACCCACCUACAGAGAAGUUUGGAAAUUCUACUACGUUUCAAGAUGACUUUAUUCCUAGGGAACUGAAUCCUAGAAGAAGUUUUAAACCUCCUUGUGUAGCCAAGGUUUCAGAUGUGCCUUUUGAUAGCACCACUAGCCAUCGCACUUCUUAUAUCGCUCAUCAACUGGAACCAAGAUUCAUGAGAUCAAAAGAAGAGUACAAGCCAAGCAACCAACCCUUUGAAGAUCUCACAACCCACCGGAAUGAUUUUAAAGGGCUACCCGGGCAACUUACAAAAAGCUGCAAGCCUGAAAAUGUGAAAGUUGGAUCCAGUGCUCAUUUUAAUGGAGUCACUGAAUUCCAGGAUCGUUUUCAGCCAUGGCUGGUCUCUUUGCCUGAGGUCCACAAAACGAAAGAGUACGUUCCACCUGCAGGCAACAUGGAUUUUAACUCCACGAGCCACCUUGAUUACAUUAAGCAUGAAAUUUCUCCUGCUGUCACUGUAAGACCGGUUUCUAAUGGAAGAAGAACCAAUGCCCCUUUUCAAGGGAAUACUACUACAAAAGAAGACUUCAAAGCUUGGGGCAGCUGUCGGCAAGAGAUUAUUAAGAAACAACAGGAAAUUCCAAAACCUACAGGAAAAUUUUAUGAUUUAACUACAUUCAAAUCUCAUUACAUACCACAUCAGAUCAUUCCAGCUCGAAGUUUCAAACCUACACAUGCUAUAGUUCCUAAUUCAGCUCCUUUUCAAGUUGAAACUAUGUAUCGCACAGAGUAUACUCCUAAGAAGCAAAAUACCUGCCCAGCAAAUUAUCCAUCUCCUCCAGGUUAUGUCUACGUAAACACAGAUUCUCACGGUCACAAGUUCUUCCGUCAGCUUACUCCAGAACUUUCUGAGUCAAAUAGUAACCCGGUUCCAAAGGAAGUAGCUGUUCUGUCAUAAUAUUUAAAUGGAGUAUUUCAAACACCCCGGUAAAAUAAUUGGGAUCCUACUUGUUUACUUCUUUUUUAAAUAAUACCUAAAGUAAAUCAAAUCAUGCAAAUUACGAUUUUAAAAGCAUUUAAACUAAUAGCUUGAAGAAAAUCAAAGCAAAACCAGAAGUUUAUUACAAAAUUAGUAAAGAUUCGACAAUUUUGGUAGGAAUAAUGCAUCUUACAUGGCAUCUAUUCUUUUUUUGAUUGAGCAUACUACUUUUCUUGACUUCCCAGAUGUCAUUAUGCUCCAUCUCAAGCAUGCAUCAUACAUUUAAUUCUUUCAGAUUUUGUGCAAAUCAAAUGAUUGUAUUUGUGAAAUAGCAAGUAACUUUUUAUCUUAACUUUUUCAUAUUAUAGCAAAUAAUGCUAUGAUAAUCUAAAUAAUUAGCUCAUCAGUCCAGCUUUUCAUCUCAUCAUCUUUUGGGUAAUCAGAUAAAAUGAUUUUUUGCUAUACAUUUUGCUGCCCAUGUCACAAGAUAGCACCCUAUGACACCUAUGCAUUUCUAAAAACCUGGGUUUAGCUUUAGUCAUCGUUACUUCUUCAUCCAGUUCUGAGAAGAGUAUAAAGGUCACGCUGAAAUUUCUGAUAGUUUUUGAUCCUGCUAUCUGAUUUUUAAAGCUAAACAGCACGUUAUCAGUGCCAAAGAUCACUGCAGAGGCAGUCUGAAGGGGGAAAUGUCAGAAAACUAUAAAGGUGUAUGUAGAAAUAAUGGAAACUAGUGUAAACUCAGUUAAAGACACAUCAGCCAAGAUGCAGAAAUCUCUAGACAGCCUGGCUUCAGUCUGUCUGCUCUUCAAAGAAUUACUUGUUACACAGAAAACAAAACUUUUAUAGAAACUGUACAUGCAAUGAUUAUGCUUUUGUAUGAGAUAUUUAGUAUUUUCUCUAUGUGUAUUUACCUGACUUUGGGAAAUUUAGAUUAACUUAUUUCAGUCCUAUUAUGCUCAUGAUUUAACCAAGUCCAAAUAAAGAGUUCUAUGAUUCACAGUAUUAUCAUGUUCUAUCACAGUACAGUAGUAUGGGGUUUUUUUCAGUAUUGCAUAACUUGUACACAUUGGAGAAUUAUGUGCUCAUACUUCAUAAACCAAAUCACCAAUAAAAGAACUAAGAUCAA